AUGGCGGACCGCUACAAGCUCAUUUACACCGUGCCAGCUUCCCACUUGGUCGCUACCAAAGACGCCAUCUUCGAAACGGGUGCCGGUGUCUAUGACCAGGGCAAGUAUGUUCAAGUGGCCUUCGAACUUACCGGCCAAGGCCAAUUCAGGCCCGUAGCGGCAGCUGGGGCAGACCCUCACACAGGCGCAGUGGACCAGCUUGAGCGAGUCCUAGAGUAUCGAGUCGAAAUCCUAUGCUCUGACAGAAAUGUUGCGAAAGCCGCUGUGGCAGCUCUCAAAAGCGCACACCCUUACGAAACCCCGGCCUAUGAAGUUUACAAGCUGGAGAACAUUUGA
Molecule: messenger RNA, 336 nt
Organism: Colletotrichum lupini
Lineage: Eukaryota; Fungi; Ascomycota; Sordariomycetes; Glomerellales; Glomerellaceae
Exons: 3
Coding region: 1-336 (111 amino acids)
Source: RefSeq, a predicted model, not a curated record